UGCCGCCCGCUUGGCCAAGUUUGCUGAGCGUCGCCGCGCACGCCGGCCAGUCAAUCAGCGGCAGAGCUGAGAAGGGCACAGCCGCGCGGCCGAGGGCAGACUCCACUUGCGAGCCCCCGACUCUGCGCUCCUCGGCCCGCUCUCGCAGCGCCGCUUCGUGUCCCACCCCGUCCCGUCCCAAAGGUGGGAGCGCGUCCGCCCCGGCCCGCACCAUGGCACGGUUCGGCUUGCCCGCGCUUCUCUGCACCCUGGCCGUGCUCAGCGCCGCACUGCUGGCUGCUGAGCUCAAGUCGAAAAGUUGCUCGGAAGUGCGAAGUCUCUACGUGUCCAAAGGCUUCGACAAGAACGAUGCCCCGCUCCACGAGAUCAACGGUGACCAUUUGAAGAUCUGUCCCCAGGGUUAUACCUGCUGCUCUCAAGUGAUGGAGGAAAAGUAUAGCCUGCAAAGUAAAGAGGAUUUCAAAAGUGUGGUCGGCGAACAGUACAAUGAAUUGCAAGCUGUCUUUGCUUCUCGGUACAAGAAGUUUGAUGAAUUCUUCAAAGAACUACUUGAAAAUGCAGAGAAAUCCCUGAAUGAUAUGUUUGUGAAGACAUAUGGCCAUUUAUACAUGCAAAAUUCUGAGCUAUUUAAAGAUCUCUUCGUAGAGUUGAAGCGCUACUACGUGGCGGGAAACGUGAACCUGGAAGAAAUGCUAAAUGACUUCUGGGCUCGUCUUCUGGAGCGGAUGUUCCGCUUGGUGAACCCCCAGUACCACUUUACAGAUGAGUAUCUGGAAUGUGUGAGCAAGUAUACCGAGCAGCUGAAGCCCUUUGGAGACGUCCCUCGGAAAUUGAAGCUGCAGGUUACUCGUGCAUUUGUGGCAGCCCGUACUUUUGCUCAAGGCUUAGCAGUUGCAAGAGAUGUAGUGAGCAAAGUCUCAGUGAUGAAUCCGACAGCCCAGUGUACCGACGCCGUGUUGAAGAUGAUCUACUGCUCGCAUUGCCAGGGUUUCGUGACUGUGAAGCCGUGUUACAAUUACUGCUCGAACAUCAUGAGAGGCUGUCUGGCCAUCCAAGGGGAUCUCGAUUCUGAGUGGAACAGUUUCAUAGAUGCUAUGCUGAUGAUGGCAGAGAGGCUAGAGGGUCCUUUCAACAUUGAAUCAGUCAUGGAUCCCAUCGAUGUGAAGAUUUCUGAUGCUAUCAUGAACAUGCAGGAUAACAGCGUGCAAGUAUCUCAGAAGGUUUUCCAGGGAUGUGGACCCCCCAAGCCCCUCCUAGUCGGACGGAUUUCUCGUUCCAUCUCUGAAAGUGCCUUCAGUGCUCGCUUCAGACCACAUCACCCUGAGGAACGCCCAACCACAGCGGCAGGCACUAGUUUGGACCGACUGGUUACUGAUGUCAAGGAGAAACUAAAACAGGCCAAGAAAUUCUGGUCCUCUCUUCCGACCAACGUUUGCAAUGAUGACAGGAUGGCUGCAGGAAAUGGCAAUGAGGAUGACUGCUGGAAUGGAAAAGGCAAAAGCAGGUACCUGUUUGCAGUGAUAGGAAAUGGAUUAAUCCACCAGGUCGACAACCCAGAGGUCAAGGUUGACACUAGCAAAGUGGACAUACUGAUCCUCCGUCAAAUCAUGGCCCUUCGGGUUAUGACCAAUAAAAUGAAGAGUGCUUACAAUGGGAACGACGUGGACUUCUUUGACAUCAGUGAUGAAAAUAGUGGAGAAGGAAGUGGAAGUGGGUGCGAGUAUCAGCGGUGCUUCCCGAAGUUUGAGUACAACGGCACAGACCACGCCGGGAAGAGUGCCAACGACAAAGCCGACAGUGCUGCUGCCUGUCCGGGGGCACAGCCCUACCUCCUCACUGUCUUCUGCAUCUUGUUCCUGGUUAUGCAGAGAGAGUGGAGAUAAUUCUCAAACUCUGAGAAAAAGUGUUCAUCAUCAAAAAGUUAAAAGGCACCGGUUAUCACUUUUAUAUCGUUCUAGUGACUUUGCUUUUUAAAUGAAUGGACAACAAUGUACAGUUUUUACUAUGUGGCCACUGGUUUAAAAAAUGCUGACUUUUGUUUUUUCACUCAGUUUUGGGGGAGGAAGAGGGACUUGUAUGUUAAGUUGGUUCCUGCUCCCCCAGAAUCGUGUUAAAUGUGGCUAACAGUGUAGGUACAGAACUGUAGUUAGUUGUGCAUUUGUGAUUUUAUCACUCUAUUGUAUGUUUGUUUGUUUUUUUCUCAUUUUGUUUGUGGGUUUUUUUUUUUUUUUUCAAUUACGAUCUCAUCUUGUUUCUUACAAGAAAACCAGGGUCCUUUCUUGGCAUGUAACAUGUACGUAUUUCUGAAAUAUUAAAUAGCUGUACAGAAGCAGGUUUUAUUUAUCAUGUUAUCUUAUUAAAAGAAAAAGCCCAACAAGUGGUAAAAUUUCCAUUUAGCCCUGUUAUUUUCGUUGCCUUAUGUGGAGAGAAGAGGUGAUUUUGGUUUUUUAAUUAUUAAGUUAGGGCAGAAUGUGAAGGCACAAGUGGGCUUCUGAGCCACUUGUCAGAUUGUAUUCAAGCAUAAAUGCAAGAAGGUUAUACAUACUUCAUUUAUAGCUGGAUUGGAAGAGACUGCAGACUACCAUUUUGGUUGGAGUUGAAUUACAUAAGCUAAGAUAUAGGUCCAUUUCUUGAACCCACUUAAAGUCGUAAUCCAUUUAGAAGAAGAUUCUUCAUAGAUACAAGGCAUUCAGGAUGUCCCAGUUAUCACAUGUUCACACUUAGAUUUGGGGGUGUAUUUUUUUUAAGUAAACAAGCCACUGUGUGCCAGUUUUCACAUCCACACUGACCCUCUUUGAAUUAAUAUCCCAAUGGCAACAGUAAGUGACCAACAAUCUCAUUUGGUCUCCCUUGUUACAAUGGUCCAGAUUUCAAACCCAACCAUAUACAGGGAGCUGUCUGGGAACUAGCCAAAAUUGGGGUACAGCCUGGGCUCAGGGAAUAGUUGUCAACACUCUGUGCAUGUGUAUUUGCAUUUGUUUUUGGAUCCCAGUUUUUGUUUUAAGAGAGUAUAAGGUGUCUUGGAGUCUUUUUCUUGCCCAGUCCCCUCUUUAUCAGUAAAGCGAAGGUCUUGGCAGUGGUUCACAGCUGUGUGCUUCCCUUAUCAGCCAAGGAGCCCACUUGGGGGAGAAUUGUGUCCACAUUUUUUUAUGUGUUGUUUUUUUGGGGGGUGGGAGGGGUGGGAGUAGGUAAAGCUGAGAAGACUACAUCUUAGCAGAGAGUGAACUAGUAAAGGCCACAUCUGUUGUCCCAGGCCAAACACUAACAACUGCCUUGGCCCCUUGGGAACCCUUUCCUUGUGUCCUUACCAAAUGAUGGCUCAUAAAACUAUGAGAAUGUAACAAAUCACUUUAAAAGGAGUUCCCAAAAGUCUACAGAAAGCCUAAAUAAAAUUCUGCAAGUCUCUUCCUGCUUUAGACAGCCAUUAAGAUGCCAACCAAUUCCACAGAACCUAAAACCCACAAAGAGGUUGUUUGUGUUAUUGUUCAAUCUUCAGUUGUAAGAGUAAUUCUCUAUUUUUAUAUUGAAACAUAAUUACUUGAUAGCUCAGGGUCUACAUUUCAUUCAACUUUUUACACCAAAUUCUGCAGAAUGGUCAAAACGGAAUAUUGGGGGCUGUUGUAAACAGAGGCUUAAUUUUAUUAGAUGUAGCCAGUUAUUUAUUAAAGCAUGAUGUUAAUAAAAUAGGCAUAUUCUGG
This is a messenger RNA of Microcebus murinus (gray mouse lemur), 3698 nucleotides long. RefSeq names its product glypican 4 (gene GPC4). The record is from RefSeq and is a predicted model, not a curated record. Gene Ontology annotation, cellular component: synapse; cell surface; extracellular region. Gene Ontology annotation, biological process: synaptic membrane adhesion; regulation of neurotransmitter receptor localization to postsynaptic specialization membrane; regulation of presynapse assembly. NCBI's taxonomy places the organism in Eukaryota, Metazoa, Chordata, Mammalia, Primates, Cheirogaleidae.